UGUUAACAAAUUGUGUCCCAAAGCACCAAUUACAUGUACUGUUCCGAGACAAAUGGAGCAUUUCCACCUCUUAUUGUGAAACUGAUCCGAGAUCAGCAUCUAAAUGGAAACACAGAUAGACGCUCCCGUGACAACAAGGAAACUGAAGCCGCAGACUCGUUCCUCACAACUCAAACCUCAACACGACAGUCCACAAUGUUUUAUUGUCGUAGUGUUUUAAUAUACGCGUUAUUAAGUGUUUGUUCUACAAAUGACAGUAAAAUAAAAAACGCAUCGAAACCGGUGCGUCUGUUUACGGAUGAGGAGUUGCAAAGAUACGAUGGAAGCGAGGACGGACAACCAAUAUACUUGGCCAUUAAAGGAGUAGUGUUUGACGUCACAACUGGAAAAGAGUUUUACAAAAAAGGAGCACCUUAUAAUGCUCUUGUAGGCAAAGACUCAACCAGAGCUGUGGCCAAAAUGUCCCUUGACCCAGCAGAUCUCACACAUGACACUACGGGCCUCACAGAGAGUCAACUACAAUCCCUUGAGCAGAUUUUCACAGGCACAUACAAGACAAAAUACCCUGUUGUGGGAUACACCAGCAGGCGUCUUCUCAAUGAGGAUGGCAGCCCCAAUAAAGACUUCAAACCCGAAGACCAACCUAAUUUCUCCAUUAAAGAUGAAUUUUGAUGCCUUCAAAAGUAGUUGUCCUAUAAUAAAAUUAUUUAGUAAUCAAAACCCAAAUCAAGACGUUGUUUGUGACCUCUGACAGCAGUGCACUAAGUGGGCAUGUGUAAAUUUGAGGUUGUCUGGUGGUCUUUCCAGCCCACAGCCUAGAAAACAUUAUGAUGCAUACUGUCCCACGUGGGUUUUUCCCUGGUGGGCUGCUUCGAAGGUCAUUCAAAUUGAGCCACCUACAGGUGUGACUUAAAAAACUGGUGUGGUUGAUUGGCAUUUUUAUAUGUGUUAAAUACGUUAAGGAUUUAAAAUGUGUAUGCUGCAUAAACAAGUCUUUAAAAGUGUAAACUGGCAAUAAAACACUUGAUUCUAUUCACUGUACACAAGGGGAAAGUUUGGUGAUUCACACUUCAUUUAGAAAUUGAAAUUGCUCUGUGGUGAGGGGUUUCAUGCCAUGAAUUAAAAAGUUAAGCAUUGAUUUUAUCAUUCUGCGACAACUUUUUUUACUCAAGCGCUCUGUCAGUCAUAAUUAAACUGUUUGUUUUUAUCUUUACGAAGUACUCUUGAUGACUUGAAAUGUUUCCCACUAAUAAAGAGAGAGUUGUUUGUUA
Molecule: messenger RNA, 1271 nt
Organism: Danio aesculapii
Lineage: Eukaryota; Metazoa; Chordata; Actinopteri; Cypriniformes; Danionidae
Gene: nenf
Product: neudesin neurotrophic factor
Exons: 4
Coding region: 34-672 (212 amino acids)
Cellular component (GO): membrane; endomembrane system
Source: RefSeq, a predicted model, not a curated record